UCUAUUUUAUUUUUUAAUUACUUUUGUGGGCAUCUACAGCUCAGAAAGGAACACCUGAUGUGUAGACGACUGUUAAAAGAAACACUGAAAUGGAAGAAAUGAGCUCCCCACAGGCAGCUCUGCCAGGUGACCGUUUGUGGGGUGAGAUCACCUGUGAGGCAGCUCUGCCCCGAGGGGCCGGGCAGCAACGCCCGAGAGAAGGGCCGUGACCUUUGGGUGACGCCGGCCCUGACCUUCAGGUGACCCCGACCCGGCCGCCCUCAGCUAGGAAGGGUGGGAACGCUCAGGUGAGCAGAGAAAGCGGCGGGAAAUGACAAAGGCGGGAAACGACAGCAGCGUUCUAGGCUCCUAUUGGCUGGCCGGCAGCCUGGACAUCUAUAUAAGGUGCGCGGGCGGACAGGUGAGAGACGCAAUCUCCACAGUGCGUGAGAAGGAGCGGGGGAUUCAUGAGAGAAAGGCAGAGCGUAGAAGCAGCGGCGACGAAGGCGGCAAGCGGUCUCCAGAGCUGAGGAGCUGCUGCAGAAGAAAGAAGAAGCGGCGUGGGGACCUGGGAGGCAGGAGCGAGCAAGAAGAGGAAGCCGAAGCGUGCAGAUGCGGGGGGGAAGGAGAGAGGCACCCUGGGCAAAGCACCUGUCCCGUUAGCGGGGGCGCAGUCCCAUCUGAGUCGAGCGUUGCCGGCGCCUUUGGCGAUCUGGCCGGCUUUGUGCUGGGCGACCUCCCUGUAAGCAGGGCUCGGGUCUUUGCUGUAGUUGGCCUUUUGCCUUGCUGCUCCUUUGGCUGCCUGGGGAGCGUGGCCCCCUGUAACGCAGGGCGAGAGCCACCUCUCCGCACCCGAGUGGGAAACGGAGCUCGCCGGACCCCGAGGCCACCCUGUAAGCAGGGUAGUGCCGUUUCCCUGCCCCUCUUCCUCCUCCGGCCCCUCGGCAUCGUUGCCUGGUGGUGGCCUGUCAAUGCGACGGCCCCGUACUCGGGGUGUGCGUCGAGGCCUCUGGCUUUACCUGCGAAGCCCCUUGGCGCGUUGAGGUCUGUGGCCUCCGUGCAGGCUAGGGACAGGUCACAGGCUCUUGUCUGUUGCCCGUGGUUGUGGGUUUAUUCCCAGGGUUUGGCUGCGCUGCGUUGUCCUUCCCUUCUGGAAAGUCGUGCCUGUGUGCGUGUUCCCCUUCCUUUCCGUGUUUGUGUUUGUGGAGCGACUGAGCUUUCCCUUUAGGCCCCCACAAAGAUGGCUGCAGCUUAGCUUUGGCUUCCCGGGGGGGAAUGGAGGACUUUGGCGCAUGCCGCAAAAGGGGUGUUCCCUCUUAGUCCCACGAGCGCAGCGAGUGUCCUGUCUUCCUCCUUUUUACUUAGUACAGAUCAGAGCCACACGGUAGCCCUGUGGCCGAGGCCACCCUGUAGCCAGGGCUUGGGCCUGUCCUUGCUGGCGGCGUGACAGCCCCGUACUCGGGGUGCGUGUCCCGAGCCGCGGAGCCCUCUGUCCCUGAGCAGCCCGCCCGCCCUGUAAUCAGGUGUGGGGAGGCUGCGGCGUUGCAGCCGGCUGCUUUAGCCAUCCAGCUGGUGGGAAUGACCCCUCCCUGUCCCGUCAGAGGGUGCAGGUUGAGGUGCUGCUUGUGUGUGGAGUGACCUCCCUGCUCGCUGGGUCGAGGUUGCUUCCUAGGCUCCCAAAAACAAGACGUUGGUGAUGUUGUGCUGCUGCCGGGCGGGCCAGCCUGUAGCUCAGGCGUUGGCGGGAGCCUUGCGCUCCGCGGGGCUUCUUGGAGAGGGUGAGGUGUGGGGGUACCGUCCUGUAGGCAGGGCUGUGCGUGCCCCCUGUGUGUGCUUGGGGAGCUGCGUUCUGAGAGACCCCCCCCCGUACUCGGGCGGGAAUGUGGCCCCGGCCUUUCAGAGGCACGGGGCCGCGAGAUGUGGGGUUGGGCUUGCGCCCUCCCUGGAAUCAGGGUUGGGAUCCUGACAGCGGCCUUUGGCCGUGCCGCCCCGCUGCCUGGCUGCUGAGAGUUGUUCCUGCCGCUGGGGGGGAAACCGAGCUCUGUGGCUCCAGGGGUGUCGUCCGCCCGCCUGUAAUCAGGGUCUGGGUGAGUGAGCGUUUGUGCUCUGCUGGCAGCCUGUGUGGGGUGACCGCCCCGCUAGCGGGGUGUGGGUCGAGGUGCCCCGGACUGGGAGAGAAGGAGCCUCCCUCGGGCGUAGGGAUGGGGGCUGCCCUGUAAGUCAGGGAGCACCUGUGCCCCGCAGUCCCAGGCCCUUUGCAACGGAGCCAGUGGCUGGGGGUCCCCUGUAAGCAGGGAAGCUGACUCUUUGGCCACUGCUUUCUGCGUGCCCAGCCUCAUUUGCCCAGUCUGCCCGCCUCUGUGAUCUCCCGCGGCACCGGCUGGAAGUCCUCCGGGCGUCAGUGAGGUGCUGCUGCAGAAGAAGCGGCACAUGGAGCUUGGAGGCAGGGGGCAGCGUGAUGUGUAAACUACUGGCUGUUAAUCUUACGAGUUAUCUUUGGCCUUUGGUAGCCACUGUUCUUAUGUGCGUGGAGGAUUUGAUUGCUCUGCUUUUGAUAGUGUUGUUUCCUGAGUAUUAGCUUGUUUUUCAUGUUGGUCUUCUGUUGAUAUCUACUAUUAGUCUCCUUAUGUGUUUAAUUUUGGUGUUAAAUAAAGUCUUUUUUUCUUUAA
This is a messenger RNA of Tympanuchus pallidicinctus (lesser prairie-chicken), 2648 nucleotides long. RefSeq lists its product as uncharacterized. The record is from RefSeq and is a predicted model, not a curated record. The coding region runs from base 311 to 1207 and encodes 298 amino acids. Lineage: Eukaryota; Metazoa; Chordata; Aves; Galliformes; Phasianidae. The transcript has 3 exons.